Messenger RNA from Thermothielavioides terrestris NRRL 8126, 593 nucleotides. RefSeq lists its product as uncharacterized. The record is from RefSeq and is a predicted model, not a curated record. Lineage: Eukaryota; Fungi; Ascomycota; Sordariomycetes; Sordariales; Chaetomiaceae. The coding region runs from base 300 to 551 and encodes 83 amino acids. The transcript has a single exon.
UGCUUGACGCAAGCUCUUGCCAGGACAGGAAGGUUACCUUCCCCCAGGCUGACGAGGAUUCGUUUGGAGGAACCGACAUCCAACCAUGCACUGUUAGCUUCCGAUAUUUUAUUGUGGGGUGUCCUGAACCAACACAACAUCAUCGGCGCGGCAUCCUCGGGGGCCAGGAGGCCUGACGACGCGCGGGGUGCUCACAUAAGUAUGGAAUGGCGCUUUGCUGAUGGCACCAACGAACUGUCUUCUUCCACCCCAGCACCCCUUUUCCGGCGUCUGCGUCUGCAUCUGCUGUGCAAGAUAAGAUGCCCUUCUCGAUCGGCGACGACAACCUGCUCCAGCUGAACCUCGACCGCUUCGACUUCAAUGUCGAGUUCGAGCAGCUGUUCUUCUCCGUCAUCCCCUCGGCCCUGUUCAUCGUCUCGUCACUAUGGCGGACCCUCUCCCAGGCCCGGAAGCCCACCGUGGUGCAUGCGCCGGCCUUCCAACUCGUUAAAGUGGUGUGUUCUCCAGGAGACGGGGAUGGGCUGUUUCAACUCGAGGAGCUCGCCGUUUAACUGCUGUGGCAGGCUGCCAUCGCCACCUAUGUCGGCCUCGAA